CAAGUUACUUUAAUGUAUUUGCACCAAAAAAUGAUAAGGAUUUAUGCUGAUAUCGUUCAAAACCACACUUUUGGAGGGCAGUGUAAAAUAAAAUGUACAAAUAGUUAUUGUAUUUUGAUUAUUUGAUGAAGUGUUUUGAUGAUGUAUGUUUGCAUAUCUGACCAGGGAUCAGCAGCACAGUAACGGUGACGUCCAGACGUCUGGGGCGGACAGUCUGGAGUUCAGACUCCUGAUGGCAUACAUCCGCAAGAGACGACCCGCCGACACCCGCCUGCAGCAGGAUGUCCCGUCUUCGCCACAGCCAACUGAAAAACACCGCAAACCACAGAAAAAUAAAAGAAAGAAGAGACUUUUUCUCCUAAAAUGUAUUAAACCACAGACAGAUGAACUGCCAGAACGACAGGCUGCGACACUUAGCAGAUCAGAUGAUGAGAGAGUGGAUGAGAUGGAAAUCAUGGUCAAACACGGUGAACUGACAGAGAUAUCAGACAGAGAGCACUUCACUCCUUGUGAAAUAGAAUCAGACAGUCCAGAUGAGGAGUCUGAUGUUGUGGAAAAGCUGGCUGAGCUCCUCAGAGAACAUAACGAUGAAUUGUAUGAAAAGAUUAAGGCAGACCCGGCGUUGCAUGAGAAACUUCAGUCCUCUUUCACAUAUGGCUUCUUCAAGAAAGUGAUGGAAGCUAUUUGCGGAAGUUUCCCUCCAGACGUGCCUACAAAGCAGAAAGACAGGAAAGUCGAUGUGGCUUUGGUCUGUGAAGCCACCAGUCAGCUUGUUGGCAUCCACUACCAUCCCAUGACUUAUGUGAUGAACUUGGGCGCAGUGUAUCUAAAGGAAAAUUACUCCGCAUGGAUUAGCAGAAACAUGCAGCUUGUUGGGAUCCUUUUCCAUCCUGUAAAAAACUUGCUGAACUUAAGGUCUUUUCACACGGGACACGCCAGUCGCGAGUGUCUAGUUAACUUUUAAUAGAAAACAAGUGACAAAUGGCAAAAUGUGGCGCGGUGCACCUACAGUGCCAGUGAAAAUAAAAAUAUUUUGGCUGUGUACAAAAUAGCAUACUCUCUGAGUAGGUACUUAAUGAGUGCUAAAAGGGUACAUACUAUGUAGCCUGAAUGCGUGAAGUAUGAAUGCGAUCCGGAAUUCAUCUGCCAUGUUGACAUCAUGUGAUUUACGACGUUAUAACAAGCACAACAACUUAAAAGAUAUGAGCGAAAGGUUUAAUUCUUCUAUCUGUAAAUAUUUUGAUAUUGUUGCAUCUGGCUCAUUUUGUGGUCUUGUUGAAGAAACAGCUGCCCAUUUAGUUUGUGAUUUAUAUUAUAACCAACAAGUUUUGGGUUGAUUUAAGUUUUUAUUUUUAACCGUACUAUUGUGACCCACAAUUUUAUCAAUGUUGUUAAUUUCUAAUUGUUCUAAUUUUUUUUUUUUUUUUGUUACCCUUGUCCUUUUUUCAGCGUAUAUAAUUUCAUACUAUGAUGUACAUAAACCCGUGAUAUUUGUUUGUUUGCUUUUUUUUUUUUUUUUUUGUAAUGCAAUAAUUAGGUGUAAAAUAAUGCGCUGUGCACCCUCGAUGUGCACUUCUGCUGGGUCUGCACUGGGGCAAGCUCCGCUGCAGACGUCUUGGAUGUAUGAUGGAGUAUUUCUGUGCCAAAAGCUCUGAGUAAAAUUUCACAUGUUGUCAUCUCAGAAUUACAGUAAUUAUGACGUGGUGUGAAUACAGCAUUACAAACAAAAAAAUAAUAACUGGGAAUUUGACAUUAAAUUGUCCUUCUCCCAAACAGAAACAUGAGAAAACUGCACCUUUUUCGUUUUCCCCCAAAAAACAAGAAUUCACCUUUAUAUUUUGUUUUUACGUUCAGGAGUAGAAAAUGGGUAAACAGGUUGAAUGUUUAAUUUCCACAUAAAAUGAAAUGUAAAACUGUAGUAACAUUUUUCUGAAUUUGUGUUUGGACUACGCAAAUAAAGAAGAAAGAAGGGUGGGUCACACUGUGUUCCCCCACUCUGAUGGGACCAGCCAAUCACAGCAUGGAAAUGGAGAAGCACCAAAUUGCAGUCUCCUCCUCAUCAAAAAGGGAUACCCUUCCUGGUUCUGAGUCUGAAUCCUGCAAAGAAUGGGACAUUAACAGAUCAACAAAGUUCUGAGUCUGAGUCCUGUUACCGGGAAGGCAGCAACAGAAACACCCUGUUCUGAGUCUGAGCCCUGCAUAGGUGAGACAAUAGCACAUCAACCAGUACUGAGUCUGAGUCCCGUAAGGGAAGAGGCAAUAACAGCUACACCGUUCUAACUCUGCAAGGGUGAGACUACAACAGAUACCAAGUCGAGUCUCCAGCUUUUGAGGCAGCAACAGAUACAACAACGUCCCGAGUCUCCAUCCUGGAGUGACAAAGCAGAUUGACUAAAUUCUGAGUCUUUAGCCCAGAGAGGCAGAAGACACACAGACAUCUGCAACAAGGUUAAGCUCUGGCAAGCAAACUGUCACCUCAGGGUUGUAGGGUUUUAGGUCAAAUUUAAGUGAUUCAAUUGAGAAUCGAAUCCAAAGGAUUCAGAAUUAACUUGAUUAACUGAUUCAAAGUUAGUAAUUUACACUUUUAUCAACUGUUCGUCCACCGAACGUUCAAUUUAGGAUAUUUUACCAACUCUGGAUGUUUAUAUUAUUCCUGUGGCCAUUGGAUUAUAAUAUAAACCAAAAUAUUCGUUCGUUAUGAGCUAGGUAGCAAAACGGGCAGUAGCUUUAUGAACAGAAAAACAAGACAAUGUUCUUUUCAAUGAAACGAGAAUUUAUUGAACUACUCUAAGAUACAUACACACACACACACACACACACAGGCAUACAGUUCACGGAAUGAGAGUCUAUGGAGUUGAAGGGAAUCCCAAAACUACUAGUAUCCGCUACUAGUUCUUAAAUUGCAACCUGAGAAAACCAUAAAAGCAGAGAUUUAUCUUUUUUGAAAUUUAGCACCAGUUCAGCAAGAGAUUAAGGAGACCUUGUUUUACUUGCGUUCGGGUUUUCCUUGGUGGGCUCGUCUUAGCGGAGGGAAUCACGCCACUUCUGAUUGGUUGCUUAGUUCUUUGGAUGACGUCUUUGGGAAGCCUUCGGUGGUGAUUGGUCAGUUGGAGAGGCUGGAUGAAGCUUCGGUUGGUUGCUUGGUUACACGGAUGAUGCUCUCGGAGCUGAGGUGAGCGCUGGCGAAGUGUUUCUCUCGUUGCGAGCGUUUCACGCUGUUCACGCUGUCAGUGUGAUGUGUGAGAGUUGUAUUAUUAUUCCUUACCUGAAGGUGGUGCUCUCCUUGUUAAGAUAUGCUGGCGUACCCUGUAAGAGAGAGGUAUAGAAAAAGAGAGAUAAAAAGUGUUGAGUAGCAUGCAACCUGGUCUCCGUGUGUCUUUGUACUAAAGUUAAUUCACAAAACAUCACAUGGUGUCAGAAGAAAACUAUGGAUCAGUUAAAACCUCCUAACAGUUUGGAUUUUGAAGGAAAUCUGGCGGAAAACUGGCGAACGUGGAUUCAAAAGUUUGAUUUGUAUCUCAUUGCAGCGGGCAUUGCAGAAAAGAGUGACAAGGUAAAAUGUGCGACAUUUCUUCACGUGGCGGGAGAUGACGCCAUAAAGGUAUUUAAUACCAUGGACUUUGAUGAUGAUGUGGAUGAUUUUGAAGUGCUCAAAGAAAAGUUUAGAGAAUACUGUGAGCCAAGAAAGAAUAUUACAUAUCUGAGGCAUAUGUUUUUCACGAGAGCACAGGGACCGAACGAAACCAUCGAUGCAUACGUGACUGACUUAAAAAAUAAGGCAAAAGAUUGUGAGUUUGGAAGAUUAAAUGAUGACUUGAUUAAAGAUCGCAUUGUCUGUGGUGUUAACAAUGACACUGUGAGAGCUAGACUUCUCAGAGAAACAGAUCUGAACCUAGCUAAGGCUGUGGAUAUUUGUCGUGCAAACGAAAUAACGCAAAGCCACUUGAAAGUGCUGCAUGAAGAAGCAGAAGUGGCAGUGAACAAAAUCACGAAGACAAAGUCGGCCAGACAAGUGAAUAUCAAGCACACAAGGAAAGAGAAAGAUGAGUGCACAAGAUGUGGGUAUGUACAUGAGCCAAGGAAGUGUCUGGCAUAUGGGAAAAUUUGUAAUGAGUGCUCGAGGAAGAAUCAUUUUAGCCGCAUGUGCAAAACUCCGCAGAAAAAGGACAAACAAACAAGAUUUGAGAAAAAAAGUACAUGAGAUAGAACAACAAGAUGCUGAAUUAUUUAUUGGUACCAUUGAAAUUGAACAAAGUGAGGAAAAAGCUAGCAAAUGGCUUCCACAAAUGUAUACAGUCUCUACAAUGGAAAGUGAAACCAAGAAAUGGACACAAGAAUUCAGCAUAAACAAUAGUCUACUUACCUUUAAGCUAGAUACAGGAGCAGAGUGCAAUGUGUUGUCAUUUAAAGAUUUUGAGAAAACUUCUAACAAGACAACAACUUUAAAGAAGUCAAACUGCACUUUAGUUACAUAUUCUGGCCACACGAUGGAGACAAAGGGUAAAGUAUGGCUUAAGUGUGGAUACAAAGACACUGAGUUUGAUCUGGAAUUUCAAAUUGUAGAAGAAGAUUCACCAGCAAUUCUGGGAAGAGAAGCAUGCUCAAAACUUGGAUUGAUUAAAAGAGUGUACAAAGUAGAAAACAAAAAUCAAACUGACAUUCUGAGUGAAUAUCAAGACGUGUUUACUGGUUUAGGAUGUGUACCAGGACUGCAUCACAUACAGCUAAACCCAGAUGUUGCUCCAGUCAUUCAUGCACCACGAA
Messenger RNA from Labeo rohita (rohu), 4764 nucleotides. RefSeq lists its product as uncharacterized. The coding region runs from base 146 to 964 and encodes 272 amino acids. The transcript is spliced from 4 exons. The record is from RefSeq and is a predicted model, not a curated record. NCBI's taxonomy places the organism in Eukaryota, Metazoa, Chordata, Actinopteri, Cypriniformes, Cyprinidae.